Gigantopelta aegis is the source of this 2767-nucleotide messenger RNA. RefSeq names its product E3 ubiquitin-protein ligase MIB2-like. Gene Ontology annotation, molecular function: protein binding; fatty-acyl-CoA binding. NCBI's taxonomy places the organism in Eukaryota, Metazoa, Mollusca, Gastropoda, Neomphalida, Peltospiridae. Bases 343 to 1149 code for a protein of 268 amino acids. The transcript has 7 exons. The record is from RefSeq and is a predicted model, not a curated record.
GUGAGAUUGGGAGAUGGUUAAAAUGGUACUUAUGUUCGUAUUUUGCAUUAGUAAAUCACGGUUUAACAUGGCGAGGUGAGAAUGUAGUUUUAAGAAGCCUUGUAUACAGAGGAUUUUUCUCGUUUUAAGUCAGAUAUGAUUUAGAUUACUUUCAGCUGAAGUUUGAACUCAUCGUGUGCGACGAGUGUGAUAUGAAAUUAAUGAGGAGCUCUUGAUCAUAUUUGAAUGAAAACAUAUGUUUAUGAAAUAUUUUGUUAAUUUACCUGUGUUUUUCUGAAGAACAAUUCUGGCGACACUCCUCUCCAUGAUGCUAUAGGGCAAAACGAGAUCACUUGUGCAGAAAUGAUUCUGAUGUCACCAAACCUCGACUUAACUAUUGCCAAUGAAAGAGGAUUUAACCCACUACAGUGGGCUGCGUUUCACGGCAAAUUUGGUGGUACAUUAGUUGAGAAAGUCAUACUAAGAAACAAGAGUCUCAUUGACGUAAAAAAGGAAGAUGGGUACACACCUCUUCAUAUUGCAGCAAUAAACGACCACACAGAAGCAGCACAGAUACUUAUCAAGCAGGGAGCAGACGUGCAUAUCAAAGACAAUAAAGAAGCUACUCCCUUGCAUCUUGCAUGCCAUCGCGGCUUUUUGGGUGCAGCUAAAAUUCUAGUUAAUGCAGGAGCUGAUGUUAACAUGGUCGACGUUGACAAAGAUACGCCUCUGCACGUAUUGAUGGGGGUCUCAGGGAGCUCAGAAGGAGAUCUGCUAAAGAAGUUACUGAAACAGGGCGCUGGUACUCAGAGUCGUAUUAAGCUGGCCACAUUCCUGUUGGAGCAUGGAGCAGACGUCAACGCCAGAAAUAAAGACGACAAAACUCCAGUUGAUGUCUGUUCUAACAAGACGCUGAAAAAAGCUGUAGAAAACUUCAAAAUAGAAAGCAGUAAACCUGCGCCUGCAUUAGUCAGCGCUCUGCUGUGUUCUCAGUGCUUCUCACGCACCGCUGACGUCACACUGUUGCCAUGUAACCACAAGAUGACGUGCAGAGAAUGUCAUAAGAUGGUGUCCAUUUGUCCAGUUUGUGGAGGAGAGGUCACAAAAGCUGUUGAUGCAGACUCCAACGAGUUACAUGUAGCUGAAGCUUUUUCUAUUGAACUUGAUUGAGGAAAAGUUGCAUCAUGCAAGAAACCCACACCUACGUAUGUUUUGGAGAAGAGAGAAGACGCUAAGAAAAUAAUUAAUGCAUAACGCUUAGAAAUUUGAGGAUAUGGCUAUGUUCUGUUUAGUCUUGAAUUUUGUUUGAAUUUUGUUUGAAUUUGUUGAAAAGGUGGGGGACUGGUAUCAUUUUAUUAUUAUUUUUAUUGAUUUCGUUUUUGUAGCACCUUGUAAUUAUCUGAUGUACAGAUAAGUACACUAUUAUGUAUUGACUAUUUCAAGACGAGCAGUUAAAUGAAUAUUAUUCACAUAUACAUAGACGGACGCUAAAGGGUUAAAGGCUUAUACAUUACAUUAUAAUUACAAAUAAUUAUAUCAAUGGCCGUGGUAUGCGCUGUCCUGUCCUGUUCUGGUGCAUAUGAAAGAUUCCUUGCUACUGAUAGAAAAAUGUGGCGGGUUGCCUGUCUAAAAAUAACUAAAUGCUCGACAUCAAAUAGCCGUUGAUUUGUAAAUCAAUAUGCUCUAGUGGCGUCGUUAAAUUAAACAAACUGUAACUUUAACUGUCUCCACUAGACGCGCAGUCCACAGUGAGUACAGUUUGUACAUCAUCUCCAGUUAGAACAUGUUCUAUUCAUCAUGUCCGUAAAACGCGUCUGUCUGUUCGGAAUCGCGGCUAUAGUGUAAACUACCCAUGAACGCACUCGCUAAUAAGCCUUGGUGGUUUAGUGUUCAAACCAUUGAUGUAAUGCUGGUAGGUACUGUGUUCGUAUCCGGGUACCGGCUCUUACCGAGAGUGAGGUUUAAUGGUUAAAUGGGAAGAUUUAAUGCUAAACUUAGACUACCAACUGUCACGAUGUAGUUUGUCAACUCGCCGAUCUUUUGACAGUGAUACAAAUGCCGGCUGAAUUUUAACUGGGAUUCAAAUAUUGGAUUGGUUGUAACAGGAAUUGGUGUAAGGAGAUGAGUGGUACUGCUGAAUACGCAUUUGUUAAGGGGUCACAAAUAGACGUGGAAUGGGGAUAAGUGGGGGAGACAAGGUUGGACGACUGAAUUCAGUUUCAGAUAUUCGUUGUACAUGAUACUGUAUAUAUAAUGAGAGAAACAAAUAAGGGAACACUUGGUAUCGUAGACCAAAUUUUAGUUGUUUUUGGCGUCAUAAUAUCUGCAUAAAGUACAAAGAUGUAAGGUGGCACUAAAUGUCAGUAAUGUAAAACUGAUUGUUAAUAAUACGGUUGAUAAGGGCCGCGGAAUGUGGGGGUGGCGGUGGCGAGGAUAACAUGACGCCACCAUAUUUCCCUGUCAUUGUUUUAAGAAGUCUGGAAAUGCUAUAUUUGAACACAUUGAAUUCCACGCUUUCUCAAAGUGCAUAGCGCUGAAAACCCCAGACAGGAUCAGACACUCAAAUUUCCAUCACCCGACCCAUCGCACUGACAGUCCUCCCCCCCCCCCCCCACGUAUAGACCCUUUCAAUGACACUUCACGGGCCGUGAUGGAUGAGGAUUUUGUUUGUAGUCACCCUUCCCUGUUAGUGUUGAUGUUAUCCCUUAUUUCUUUCCAUAAAUAUACUUCUCAAAAAUAGUUAUAAAAAAAGAAUAAUAAACGAGUUACAAGUUAUUAUCAAAUUUAU